GUUGGUAUUGGCAUGGGCAGUCACCUGACAAGUAUUUGUCAGCUGAUGCUCAAAAGCUGACUUAAUUUUUCUCUUUAACUGAGCACUUCUUUUCACAUUUGUCGUUACAAUGGCACAUUUACAUUCAGCAGCCAAAGGAAAGCUUUUAGCCGUCAUCGGUGAUGAGGAUACGUGUGUUGGGUUCCUCUUAGGAGGGGUUGGUGAAAUCAACAAGAACCGUCAGCCUAAUUUCUUGGUUGUGGACAGAAAUACCAGCGUAAGUGAAAUUGAGGAGUGCUUCAAACGUUUUGUCAAGAGGGAUGAUAUUGACAUCAUUCUCAUUAACCAAAAUGUUGCUGAGAUGGUAAGGCACUGCAUUGACAGCCACACUCAGCCCGUGCCUGCUGUUCUUGAGAUUCCUUCCAAGGAUCAUCCCUAUGAUGCAAGCAAGGACUCCAUCUUGCGCAGGGCCAAGGGUAUGUUCAACCCAGAUGAGGUUUGAAGACCGCACACACACUGCCAACAUUCCAUUUGAUCAGAGAAAGAAUUCUUCAAUGUGAGUUUUGCUUUUACAUGUGUAUUAUAUAUCCCUUCGUAGUUGCAUUUCUAUUUUCAAAAGUGUUUCAUAGUAUCAUCGGAAAUUUUAAUUUUAAGUGCAGAUUUGCUGUCAACACAUGAAUUCAUGAUAUAACGUUAAUACAUAAAGUUUAUCAUAUAACUGUUAUCUUCUGUGUGUAGUGAGUGCCAUGAGGUCCCAUAAUUAUUAAGUUACUAGUUUGGCUUUUUUUUUCUUCUGGAAAUUCUGAAGUGAUGAACUUUUUUUUUAUGGUGCAACCAAGAGGAUGUUUUCAUCAUCCGUUGUUAGUCUGUUUCUGUCCAGAUUUGUGUUGUAUGUAAAUACAUCAAAUUUUAUUGUUAUCAUUGUGGUAGAGAAAUUAAAGGAAUAAAAAAAUUUA
Thrips palmi is the source of this 935-nucleotide messenger RNA. It is a transcript of the gene Vha14-1, whose product is annotated as V-type proton ATPase subunit F. The record is from RefSeq and is a predicted model, not a curated record. Gene Ontology annotation, molecular function: proton-transporting ATPase activity, rotational mechanism. Gene Ontology annotation, biological process: proton transmembrane transport. Gene Ontology annotation, cellular component: membrane; proton-transporting V-type ATPase, V1 domain. The coding region runs from base 110 to 481 and encodes 123 amino acids. The transcript is spliced from 5 exons. NCBI's taxonomy places the organism in Eukaryota, Metazoa, Arthropoda, Insecta, Thysanoptera, Thripidae.